AGACGAAGUCACUCGUUGUUCCGUCAGCGGUUGUAUUUUGAAAGGUCAAAGCGGAUGUCCCACUCGCUGCUUGGAUUAGCAGGUGCUGCUGUCGUUAUUGCGAGCACAGGAUUGUUUCACUUUGACAGAAUUGUUGAUCAGGAGCAAUGGAGUCGACUGGCGUAUGUGAGAUUGAUGUGGCGACAAGAAGAAUAGUAGGAGGCAGUGAUUCUCCACCUGAGCUGGACAGCCCAUGUCAGGAGGAGGUGGAGGAGUUUGGUUUGGGAUUAUGUUGUGCUGAAGAGGAGAGAGGAGAAACUCCAGCAAGAGAUUACAGUCCCACUGAUUUGGGAGAAGCAGAGCUGGACCUGGAAGGAGAUGCUAAGACUGCAGAUGACAAAACGGCAUUUGGGAAAGAGGUUGUUCUGUUGAUGCAGGCCCUGAACUCUCUGUCUACUCCUGAAGAGAAACUGGCUGCUUUAUGCAAGAAAUAUGCAGACCUGCUGGAGGAAAGUCGGUCAAUGCAGAAGAGGCUGAAAGGUCUACAAAAAAAGCAGUCACAGAUUGUAAAGGAGAAGAUCCACCUACAGGGGGAGCACAGCAAGGCCAUCCUGGCACGCAGCAAGCUGGAGAGCCUGUGCAGGGAGCUGCAGAGACACAACAAGACACUGAAGGAUGAGAAUUUGCAGCGGUCCAGGGAGUAUGAGGAGCAACGUAAGGAGGCCAUGCUGCACUUCCAGAUGACCCUGAGUGACAUUGAGGUGCAGAUGGAACAGCACAGCUCCCACAACACCAAACUGAGGCAGGAGAACAUGGAGCUGGCCGAGAAGCUUAAGAAGCUCAUUGAGCAAUAUGAGCUUCGGGAGGAGCAUAUAGACAAAGUGUUCAAGCACAAGGAGCUGCAGCAGCAGCUGAUGGAUGCCAAGCUGCAGAGAAUCACAGAGAUGAUGAAAGAAGUGGAGGAGAAACAACAGAGAGAGCGAGACUUUCUGCUGAAAGAUGCCACAGAGUCCCGACACAAGUGUGAACUUAUGAAGGAACAAGAAACGCAGCUCAAGCAGCAGCUCUCCCUCUACAUGGACAAGUUUGAGGAGUUCCAGAGUACUCUCGCCAAAAGCAACGAGGUCUUUACCACCUUCAGACAAGAGAUGGAGAAGAUGACCAAGAAAAUCAAGAAACUGGAGAAGGAAACAACCCAGUGGAGGACCAAAUGGGAGAGUAAUAACCAGGCCCUGUUACAGAUGGCUGAGGAGAAAACGCUCCGUGAUGGCCAUUUUAAAGCCCUGCAGGGUAAGCUGGAGCUGCUGGAGCGGCUGUGCAGAGCCUUGCAGAAGGAGAGGAACGACCUCAACAACCGGCUCAGCCUUCUCCAAAAAGGAGAUGCUCAGUCCCUGGAGCCUUCAACUGGAGAUGAAGAAGAGGGAGAUGAAGAGGACAGCGGCUCACCGCAGUGUAACGGGCCGGAGAGAGCAAGCAUACACAGAGACCCUCGACCGCCUGAACUGGACCCCUCAGCUGCUGCCGCUGCCGUACAGACUGACUGAGCCUAAACCACUGCGUAUCAGCACGGGGCCACUGCCAGCCGGUGGGACUGACCCAGAUGAUGUGAGCCAGUCUCCGAGCAGGAAAGGACCCCCUUUGUCAGUUGUAAUAAUUUGGCUUUGUGGCGAGUACUUGGUACUCCUUGUUUUCUACGUAAAUGUAUUUUCAUAGGACAUUUUUCAUACAGGCAAAUUUAAGUG
Messenger RNA from Thalassophryne amazonica, 1721 nucleotides. It is a transcript of the gene txlng, whose product is annotated as taxilin gamma. Gene Ontology annotation, biological process: regulation of cell cycle. The coding region runs from base 147 to 1523 and encodes 458 amino acids. NCBI's taxonomy places the organism in Eukaryota, Metazoa, Chordata, Actinopteri, Batrachoidiformes, Batrachoididae. Gene Ontology annotation, molecular function: syntaxin binding. The record is from RefSeq and is a predicted model, not a curated record. The transcript is spliced from 12 exons.